This is a messenger RNA of Orbilia oligospora ATCC 24927, 1422 nucleotides long. RefSeq lists its product as uncharacterized. NCBI's taxonomy places the organism in Eukaryota, Fungi, Ascomycota, Orbiliomycetes, Orbiliales, Orbiliaceae. Gene Ontology annotation, molecular function: protein binding. Gene Ontology annotation, biological process: ribosome biogenesis. Gene Ontology annotation, cellular component: preribosome, large subunit precursor. The transcript has a single exon. The record is from RefSeq and is a predicted model, not a curated record. Bases 1 to 1422 code for a protein of 473 amino acids.
AUGGCCGAAGCAAUGGAUAUAGACCCCCCUUCCUCCUCUAAUUUCCCAAAGAUCCAAAUCAACCUCUCAACCCGCGACACUACCCUCUCAAUCCCUCUACAACCUCUACGAAUCCCCACAAACCUCAAACGUUACGGCCUCUCAACCCUCGUAAACCACCUUCUCGAAACCUCCAAACCGAUCCCUUUCGACUUCCUUAUCGAUGGAAAAUACCUUCGUACUUCUAUCGACGAAUACCUCACCCAAGCCGGCUUAAGCUCCGAAAAGCCAUUGGACGUGGAAUACGUUAGAUCGCAAUUACCACCAACCUAUAUUGGUAGCUUCGAACAAGAUGAUUGGAUAUCUUCUGUCAAUAUAUCAUCUCCUUCCCCGUCAUCUACAAUCCUUACAGGAUCCUUCAAUGGAACCGCACAGAUAACCUCUUUGUCAGGCGAAGUCCUCGCAAGAACGGUGCCAAUGCAUACGCAGUCCGUCAAAUCCACAACCUGGAUCACCCACCCCGGCCAAUCCUCAGAAGCAUCUUUCCUGACCGCCGGCCUCGAUCGCACGAUAAACCUCUGGUCCUAUACUCCAUCCCAAGAACCAUUGUCCUCCCACCCCCUUCAAAUCUCUCCAUCAACAUCCUACAUCUCUCACAAAUCCACAAUAACAUCCCUCUCCUACUCCCCCUCAACCUCCCAAUUCAUCUCCUCCUCUUCAGACCACACAAUCGCUCUGUGGUCCACAAACUCCAGCUUACUACCAACAGUCACAGCCCCCCAAUCCACAGCAUUCACCCGAAAACGCAGACGUACAACCACAAAACCUCCUUCGACCAUCAAAAAGGGUCCUUUGGCGGUAUUAACCUCUCACACAGCUCCGGUCUCCCAAGUAAUCCACUCCACAGACCCAACGGCAGCCUACUCCGUCUCAUGGGAUAAAUCAAUCAUAACCCACGAUCUAGUCACCUCGCAACCCGUUUCAACCCGAACAACCCAACAUCCACUUCUCUCAAUAACCACCUUACCAACCCUAAGCCUCCUAGCAGCAGGUUCGGCAGCAAGACACAUAACCCUCCACGACCCACGUGAAUCCUCGAGAACAGUACAAACAGCCGUACUACGAGGCCACACAAAUGGUGUCGUAAGUCUUGUGAAAAGCCCAGAGAAUGAAUACAUCUUUGCAAGUGGAAGCCAUGAUGGGAGUGUACGUAUCUGGGAUGUUAGAAGUGUUUCUUCUACUUCUUCUACAGAUGGUGGAGAUGACGGUGAAGGGAAGAGCGGUGGUAGUCUGUUUGUGAUUAAACGUGAGAGCGGUAGUGGGAAGGUAUUUGGAGUAGAUUGGAGUCGUGAUGUUGGGUUGGUUAGUGUGGGUGAGGAUAAGAAGAUACAGGUGAACAGAGGGGAAGGAAUGGCGGAUGUGACAGUUAUGGAUCAGUCUUAA